Messenger RNA from Vigna radiata var. radiata (mung bean), 1216 nucleotides. Its product is annotated as probable calcium-binding protein CML21. Bases 263 to 943 code for a protein of 226 amino acids. The record is from RefSeq and is a predicted model, not a curated record. Lineage: Eukaryota; Viridiplantae; Streptophyta; Magnoliopsida; Fabales; Fabaceae. Gene Ontology annotation, molecular function: calcium ion binding. The transcript is spliced from 5 exons.
UUUUCUUCCAUUGUCUCUUUCCUUUUUUUCUUUCUUUCUUUCUCUCUCUCUCUGUCUCUGUCUUCGUGCAUCUCACUUUUCUGCAAUAACCACAAAGCUCUUUCAUUUCUUCAUCCUUCUGAUUUUUCAAUUUUCAGUUAUUGGAUCUCCCUUGCUUCUUCUGAUCAUCUUCACUUUCAAUCCCUGGAGCUUCAGAACUCCUGCUCCUUCUUCUCCCUCGUCUCAGGUUACCAGAGGCGCAUUUCUGGUUUAUUGAUUGGCAAUGGGAGCUACACUGGGAAAGAGUGACUCGCCAAAAAAGGGUUGGAUGCCAGAAACCAAGCUAGAAGCUAAAAUGGUCGAAGCAAUGCAGCGGAGGGAGUCCCAUGGAAGUUCUGUGAAAUCAUUCAACACUAUAAUUUUGAAAUUCCCGAAGAUUGACGAGAGUCUUAGAAAAUGCAAAGCCAUAUUUGAGCAGUUUGACGAGGACUCUAAUGGGACAAUAGAUCAAGAGGAGUUGAAAAAGAGUUUCAGUAAGCUGGAAAUGUCUUUUACCGAGGAGGAGAUAAAUGAUCUUUUUGAAGCAUGUGAUAUUAACGAGGAUCUGGGAAUGAAGUUCAAUGAGUUUAUCGUGCUUCUUUGCCUUGUAUACCUUCUCAAGGAUGACCCAGCUGCUGUUCACGCUAAAUCACAAAUUGGGAUGCCACAUCUGGAGGCAACAUUCGAGACUUUGGUUGAUACAUUUGUAUUCUUAGACAAGAACAAGGAUGGCUAUGUCAGCAAAAAUGAGAUGGUCCAAGCUAUAAAUGAAACUACAACAGGGGAACGUUCUUCCGGACGAAUAGCCAUGAAAAGAUUUGAAGAAAUGGAUUGGGAUAAAAAUGGAAUGGUAAACUUCAAGGAGUUUCUUUUUGCUUUUACAAGUUGGGUUGGAAUUGAGGAUGAGGAAAAUGAAGAGGCCUAAAUCUUGUCAUCUAAAUAUCUGACUGCCUCUCAGCCCAAACAAGCAAAAGGGCUUUUCCAGUUUUCCCUUGCAAUAAAGGCCUAGUUGCUACAUGUUGAAUUUUGUUGAAACUACCAUUCGUGAACCUUCACAAUGUAAAUAGUAAGUGUAGAACUAGGUGAGUAUUGAAGAAAUAUUCAAAUUUACAUGUUAACUGUUACCAUAGUGAUUGUAUUGGUUGCUGCUGUUUUCUCUUUCUCGUGCAUAUAUUUCUCAUUUGGGCUUAGUAUUCUA